This is a messenger RNA of Anopheles funestus (African malaria mosquito), 3190 nucleotides long. RefSeq lists its product as uncharacterized. The record is from RefSeq and is a predicted model, not a curated record. Lineage: Eukaryota; Metazoa; Arthropoda; Insecta; Diptera; Culicidae. The coding region runs from base 759 to 1913 and encodes 384 amino acids. The transcript is spliced from 8 exons.
AGUGUCUCGCAAUGGUAGUACCAAAUAAACACACAACCCUUACACACACUAAUGCGUGGCAGUAAAAAUAAAACAUUAAAAAUCAAUUCGCAGCAUCCAGCAAGAGAGUUUAUUGGAAUGCUCGCCUUUUGGCAAGAGAAAUGUCUUGCUUCGGAAGAGAAAGAAUGUCGGUCACUCAAAUCAUGGUAACUCACGUACCGAACCUAAACAAAACAGGAUACAACUCCCAAAAUCCGAGCCUGAGUAUGUCAUACAAAACAGGGAAUCGCCUAUCUACACGAACCAUCGACGGUUGCAACGCAGUCAGUCACUCGCGGAUACUACACGCGACAGGAUUCGUGUGUUUCGCGUAUUUUCGUAUAGUUCGUAUACCUUCGCCUACCGAUGCAAUGGAUGCAGCUUUCAUUGUGAACGUUAACAGCCACGGCUAAUCGCAAAAAGCUGCUAUGAUUACGAUACUGUUCUCGCGUGUUGCAUCAACACACCCAACAUAGCACUGGGUAUGAAGUUUGGCAAAAAAUGUAAGGUGUACGAUAAGAAAAAUUUCUAAAACCAUCUAGUUACGAACAAAUUUUAGUAUAAAUUUUAAUAAAAACAAUGUACGUGAUUUUCGUUAAGUGGUUUGUGGGAUCAUAAAAAAAUGGUACAAAAAAGUGUAGUGAAACAGAUUUGCAACGACUGAAGAACGUGAGUGCAUCGGUACCUGGGGUCAGCCUGCUGGAACCUCCAAGCCUGAAAAAAAGUGUGCGUGUAUGUGAAUGUGUAAAUGUGAAACGAAGGCUACCACUGUGCAAGCGAGUGUACGAAACACUAACCCGGAAACCGACCAAAAAUCAUUCUCGACCUUUGGUAAGCGCCGCCGUGUACGGGAACUUGCUAGGAGAGAAGAGUCUCCCUUACUGCCGACCAUGGGUACACUUCCGAGCGUAAUGGAUUUACGGCUUCCCAUCCUGUGGUUGCUGCUGGCAGCAGAGCUGUCCGUGGGGCUGCGCAACGUACGGGUUACGGUCCCAACGGCUGUCCGGAAAGGCGACCCGGUCCAUCUGUAUUGCGAGUACGAAUUAGAGGACAACGAGCGGCUCUACUCGAUCAAGUGGUAUAAGGGUAAGCGAGAGUUCUAUCGCUACACACCCCAGGUACAUCCUUCGGUGCAAGUUUUUAGCACCGUCAGCGGAAUCGACGUUGAGCGGUCACUGUCCAACGAAAGCCACGUUGCCAUGAAAGCGGUCGAGACGAACUACUCCGGGAAGUACAGCUGCGAGGUGUCAGCCGAUGCACCCUCCUUCCACACGAUCAUUGUCUCAGGAGAUAUGGAAGUUAUCGAACCACCCAUUGAACAGCCAUCAGUAACUGGGGUUCAGGCGCGUUACCGACCUGGCGAUAUCCUGCGGGCCAACUGCACCUCGCAUAAUUCUAAACCAGCAGCAAAUUUGACGUGGACGAUUAAUGAUGUACCGAUACCAUCACAGUACGUAAAGCUGUACCGACCGAUAAAGGAUACGUUUACCGGGCUGGAGACAUCCAUCGUCGGUGUCAACUUCAUGGUGGCCCACGAACAUUUCGUGAAGGGAAAGUUGAAGUUGAAAUGCUCAGCAUCAAUUCACCAGCUCUAUCAUGAGGCCAUCGAACUGCUCGUACCGGAAGAUCGGCCUCGGAUAUUGGCGACCGGAGUUUCUGCUAGUGGACACAGUAUUAGUCUCUACCAAGGGACGGUUCAUGAGACGGAGCUAACGGAUCAGAACGAUGCCUAUCUGACCGUGAACGGAUACAAAGCUGAUAAGUCAUCCCCGCUAGCGUCGUCGUCCGGUAUUCUACAGAUCGAUUCCUACGUUAAGGUCUGCUGGGUAACGUUCUACAUCUGCAUCAUCUGCACCGUGAUGGUAUACUCGAUACGGUAUCUGAUGGUCACCUGACCCCAGCAGAGGGAGGCCAAAAGUGGUGCCGGAUCGGCUAAUACCUCGUUGGCAGAAGGUACGGCACUCGAGCUGGAUCCCCUCCCGAGCAGCUAUCCCAUUCCACCGCCUCCGUCUGCAGCCACUAUUUCUUCGGCGGCCCUCGUCAACGUAGACAGCUGCGUCCUAUUCGUUCCAAGGUGAUGCAACAAGCUGCGAAAGUACGUACCAGUGACUAUGAGCACACAUUUUUGCCGUGCCCAAGCCCCAAGGCAAUCGAUCAAUCUCACCAACCGUGUGGAGAAAAAUCGGAAAUCUCAAAAACAAGCUUAAAGGUGGAAUGCAGCAAGUGCAUUUGCAAAAGGCAAAUAAGCGCAUAGAAUACCCACAUACUCACAAACUCAAAUACCAACAACAUGUUGUCUCUGUCAUCGUGUUUGUAUCGUCGUAUAUGAUCUCUCUAAACAUUAUGAUAAAAUGUUUGGUUUUUUCCAACGUAUGAAAAUAUAUUUUUAUAGGAGCUACCAGGCGCCUCCAUUGCGAUGGAUGCAACAUGGAUCAUGCGGGAACUAUUGCGCACCGAAUGAUUUGUGAGCAUGUUUGAAACGACGUUUUGAGGUGAUCGUAAUAAUGCAGUUUGAGCAUAGGCACUAAACAAAUCUUUAUCUUACCAUAGCCCAGGGUAAAAUGUGUACAUAGUUUUAACUAAAUGUAAAUAAAUACUACAAUGUCCAGCUUCUAAUCCCGUUUCCCAGCUCCUACCGAUGUUCCUUCCUUUUCCAAAAGUAUCCACCUUUUGAAACGAAAACUGGAUUUUAAUGUAACGUUAAACAUCGUAAGUAAGUGCAAAACUUUAGUCCAUCAAAUGUUAGCAACGGUUAAGAAACAGCACGAAUACGGAAGCAAGCAAAGCCGCGUCCUACCGAAGCAAAGCGACUACGAUGCGAUUAAAACAAACACAAAAAACGAAACAGGUUAACCUAGCUAAUAAUCGACACAACAAUCUGUACAUAUACAUAAGGGCAAGUGGAAAUUGUAGCAAAACUAUCAAUAAGCAACCCGGAAGCCCGGAGUAAAAGCCCGAAUACAUACAACAACAACACAAAUUAAAUAAACUGCAUCCUUUAGCCGUACCAAGUAAAUGUAUGCUUACCUUUGCGUUUCAUAUCGGGUAGUUCACCCUUACUUGGGUUUAUGGGUUACUGGGCUUGACUUACCUGCAAUAGAUAAAAAAUGUAUCAAUUUGUUGUUCACUACAAAAACAGAAAGGAGACAAAUAAACCGACCGAAGAAAAUAA